Trichoderma citrinoviride is the source of this 684-nucleotide messenger RNA. RefSeq lists its product as hypothetical. NCBI's taxonomy places the organism in Eukaryota, Fungi, Ascomycota, Sordariomycetes, Hypocreales, Hypocreaceae. The record is from RefSeq and is a predicted model, not a curated record. Bases 1 to 684 code for a protein of 227 amino acids. The transcript has 3 exons.
AUGGACCUCAUAUCUCAACUCCGCCGCUCCAUCCUCGCCCUCUCCCUCCCCGCCCCCUCGCAAACCCUCCUCACAACGCUCACGACGUCCCGCUCGCCGCCGCCCCCGAUCCAAUCCCUCGUCGCCACGGCAAAGGCCCGGCUCCUCGCCUCCGACCUGACGAGCACCUCCCUCAUCGACCCGUCGUCCAUCGCGACGUUUCCGCCCGACAUUGACUCUGCGGGUGUGGCGGAGGCGAAGCUCCCGCAGAACGUCCACGUGCAGGUCUUGGAUGUGGAGAAUCUGAGCGCGAGCCGGUGGGAGCAGGUUGAGGAGCUGGAGGCGAUUGAGAGGGGGGAGAGGACGAGGGGGAGGGAGGUUAUUCGGGUUACGGCGGAGGAGGAUGAUGAUGGAGCUGAUUCUUCUACGACGCAAGGCUCUUCUUCUUCUACUCGUGCUGGGGGAGCGAAUGCGAGAGUGUAUGCGGUGGAGUUGAAGCGCGUCGCGGGGAUUGCCGUGGGCAAGACGCUCAUCGGGGAGAAGAUGAUGCUGAGGGCGGGCGCGGUGGUGGCGAGGGGGACGGUGCUGCUUGCGCCGGAGACGUGUGUGUUGCUGGGGGGCAAGGUGGAUGCGUGGCAUGAGGCUUGGUUGGAGGGGAGGCUGGCGAGGUUGAGGGAGAGCGUGGGGGCGGAUCGGCCGGGGUGA